Messenger RNA from Desarmillaria tabescens, 1040 nucleotides. RefSeq lists its product as uncharacterized. NCBI's taxonomy places the organism in Eukaryota, Fungi, Basidiomycota, Agaricomycetes, Agaricales, Physalacriaceae. The record is from RefSeq and is a predicted model, not a curated record. Bases 131 to 925 code for a protein of 264 amino acids. The transcript has 3 exons.
GGACCUUGUGCGGCGUACGGGACAACCACUACCACUACCACCACCACCACUCCGUUUUUCACAACGUCUUUUGAUCAUUAACAUUCGUUAAAGGGCUCUGUUCCUACCCCCCCUUCAUCCAGAGCUCAAAAUGCCUGAACUCCCACAGGAAAUCAUUGAUGAAAUCAUCGAUGAGCUGCGCUCGUCCAAAUCUGCAACUAUAGCAGAUCUCAAAUCCUGUUCCCUCGUCUCGCGAGCUUUCGUCCCCCGUACGCGUGGGUACAUGUUUCGCAGUGUCGAACUUAGGACGUGUCGGGAUUGCGACAGAUUUCUUGACAUGUGUCGUUCGUCGUCGAUCAAUGCUGUUCCUGUUCCCCCCGUUAUCGUGGCUCUCCUCCUCACGCCCUCGCAGCGCGAUCCUUGUCGGAUGGAAACAAACCCAGCACUCGUCGAAAUCAUCACGACUUACCUACGAAACUUGCGCCAUCUCACUAUUCAAGGCUGGUCGUUCCCGAUUACCCCGUUGGAUUGCAUGUACGCCUUUACGAAUUACCCAUUCACCUCCUUGGCCCUUCAAUGUGUCACAUUUCACGCUUUCGGCGAUGUGAUCGCGUUCAUCAGGUCCUUCCCCACUCUUCGGCAUCUCACGUUACUAAACGUAGAAGUACGCAAGUCUUUCUUCGUCGAGCUGGAACGGUAUUCUCCUCCCAUUUCGUACCCCCUACAGCUAGCGGGCCUUUCCGUGUCUCAGCGCUUUCCAUCCAUAUACGAAAGUCUGGUUCUAAGGUCAAAUAUCAUGACUUUAUCACGCGUCCGUCGACUCGCACUAUGUCUCCACAGCGGCGGAGACCGCGACUCUGCCCAGCAAAUCAUCAGCCAAGGGGCAGAAACCCUUGAACACCUACACCUCAUGUUCGGAAGCUUCAAGUACUGGAUGUACAGUUGACGACAUACCCGAUCUCUCACAGUACCUAAACCUGCCGCGAUUACGACAACUUGACAUUACCCCGUUUAUCCUCGAAUACGGUACGACAAACUUUGGACAGAUGGGAACGUGGAUC